Molecule: messenger RNA, 5279 nt
Organism: Lingula anatina
Lineage: Eukaryota; Metazoa; Brachiopoda; Lingulata; Lingulida; Lingulidae
Product: N-alpha-acetyltransferase 80
Biological process (GO): protein acetylation
Cellular component (GO): cytoplasm
Molecular function (GO): N-acetyltransferase activity; acetyl-CoA binding
Source: RefSeq, a predicted model, not a curated record
ACCACGCCACAACCAGGGUCAAAUAGCGAGCCGUGAAGUGCGGGCUUCUUGGAGCAUGUUCUCGUUUCGAGGGCAAUCUGUUUAGCCAGCACUGCUCAAUACGCAGCACUCUACAUGCCAGGGGCAAAGCUGGGUUGUAAUGAUGAGCUUGUUUGAAGUUUUACCGCUACAUCAUAACAGAGAGUACAACGAAGAAUGUGCUAAUCUUCUAAACUCAGAAUGGGCUCGAAGCAUGCAAGCAAGGUUGCACAGUUUAGAAAAAUCUUGUGAUGAACUGCCUUUGUCCCUGGUGCUCAUUGCCAAAGACUCAACAGGAAAGACAGAAGUUUUAGGCCACAGCAAAAUAUCUCCAGUUGUAGGGAGAAAAGAUGCUUGUUUCAUUGAAUCAGUUGUUGUUGCAAAAGCCAGAAGAGGGCAAGGACUUGGAAGAAAAAUAAUGGAAGGUACAGAGGAAUAUGCAAAAAAUCAUGGCAUCAAAACUACUUACCUAACUACUCAUGAUAAACAAGAUUUCUAUGAGCAUCUUGGCUAUGAAUUUUGUGAGCCCAUUUGUGCAUUUACAGGAGGAUCAGGGCUUCUCAGUGAGGACUCCCCACUGUUUCAAGCUUUACAAAAGAAUACAAAAGACAUGUCAAUAAAAGAACAAGUUAAAUCCAAGACAAAAAACUGUGUAGAAGACAGAAGUCACAAGGAAGGGAAGGUUCAGAAUACUCCACAGACAUUGUCUACAGUCUCUCCAGCUCCCCCUCCCCCUCCGCCUCCACCACUGCCUCCGCCCCCUCCUCCACCGACAUCUUCCAGUCCUUCAGGUCAACAGAAAUUGGAUGACUCAAACAUCUCCUGGAUGUGUAAACAGCUGACUAGUAUGUAAUAUUUAUAAGAAAUAUAUGUGAGAUAAGCCGUCCAUUUUAUGCCAGUUAUUUUUAUACAACAUAUGCAUGUGUAUGUACCCGUAUCAUCACUAUGUUUCAGAUUGCAUGACAAUUUCUGCAAAUAUGUGAAGGGAUAGUAACUGCAGUGUUUAUUAUUGAACAGUGGCAGUUUUGAUACUGAUUUUAUCAUACAUUUGAAAAAAAAAAUCAUAUUUUAAGUUCUCAUGAAAAAUAUGGUUAGUUCAGUGGUUGUGAAAAAUCUUUGUGUAACAGUUUUGAAUAGAGCUUUCUCCAAACAAAAUGAAUAGAAUGAAUAUAUGAAUUAAGAUUAGGUCAUCUGUAGACACUGAUGCUUUUUGAUGCAUGUACUGCUUAUACAAGGUUUAUAGAUGUGUGGUUAAGGUGAGGGCAAUGGAAAAUAGUCCAUUUAUUUUUCCUUUCCCAGUAUGUGCUCCUCAGAGCCCAAUCACCAUAUGUUUAGAAACAAUUUAUUUCAAAUUUAAAGUUAAGAAUUGGUGUGAAAACAGUAAUUGGCUUCUUAAGGGGACAAUUUCCUGAAGUGUGCUUUAACAUUAAAAUUUAAAGGUUUUGAGCCAUCUGGUGAUUGCCCACCCAGGCUUUGUGAACAUAGUGGCUGUUUGUAAACUUAAACUUUCAGUUUGUGAGCAUUCUGGGUUGAUAAAAAGCACCCAUAUUUAUGCAGCUAGCAACCUGGAAGUAAGCUGGCCAAAUUGCUCUUUGAUGUGUUACUCAAGAUCACUUAUUGUAAUUGAGAAAUAAGGGCAAUUAUCUUUUAUGAGGCCUACCACAAGAUGUUGGAUGUCAGUUACAUGCCUGAAUCAUGAUGGAUUUGUUGGAAUUAAGCUUAGGUAUAAUCAUACCAACUGCAUAUUCUGGAGCUAAUUCCCUACAGAUUUCCCUUAAAAUACCAGUCUCCCCAACAUACAAUCUGCUCAGUUAUUGAGCCACUAGAAUGAAUGAGAGAUCCAAUGAACUCAGAAUACUCCUUGGUGUAAUCAGUUUCCAUUUUCAAUUGUGAAGCUAUUUCAACCAACACGGAACAGCAAAUUCUUUGCUUCUUGUCAUAAUGGGGUCCUCUUUUCUGAAUGGUAAAAGCAUUUCUUAGUAGCUGUCAUCUGUUUCAUGAAUCCCCCCCCCCUCUCAAGUUGAUGAAUAAAGUGACAAUCUUCUUGUGAUGGUCAAAUGAAUUUAGCCUCUGGUCAUUAAGUUCAAACAUUUGUAACACACGAUUUGGAAUGAAAAUUUCCUUGAUAUGGUUGAGGAAGCAGAACAUUACUCAGGGUUUCCACUAGAUUUUGCACAAAAGGGUCAUUUUGACCCCCACUUUUUAAAAAUGGGGGUCAUUUUCAAAAGUUAGGGGUAAAGAAUUUAUAAGUUUAAAAUAACGUGUUGUUAACACAUGCUCAGAAAAACUUGCUAAAUUCAUAUUCCUGUGAACAUGGGGCACUCUGCCACCAGACCAUCCCUGUCAAUGACAGACCUUAUCAUGUGAAAGCUGUAGGUGACCAGGGUCAUUUAAAGAAUGUCACUAAUGGAACUUUCUGACCUUUACUGACAUUUGCAAAAAACAAAAAGAUAAUAUUUCACUGAGGACUGAGAUAAAUGUGCAUCAAAUGGAUUCAAUACAUAUUAAAUUGGGGGUCAAUUUUGAUAAAAUAGCAUCAGGGAUGCACAAAAAUUGCACUAACGGGAACCCUGAAAUUUACUUUCUCACCACACCUCACUACACUAGUUCACUGAUGUUGUCAAAUCUGAGGACCCCAGACAGGUCAUUAUACAGUGACUGGCAGCUAUGGAAUCAACUUCAUCAGAUUAGAUUGUUCCCUUUCCCACUAUGCAUAUUCUGGCCCAAAAACCUUGCAAUUAGAGUAGUUUCUGCUGACAAAUACCAGUCUCCCCAACAUACAAUCUACUCAAGUUGACUGUAUAUACGUACUCAUAUGUUAAUGCGCAAAGAUAUUGAGUCACUAAUAAGAUUAACUUAAAAGACAAGCAUUAACUUGCAAAAAUCCUGAGUAUCAUUGUUAAUAUUAUCUGUAUUCAAAUUUAAUUUGGAUUAUUGAUGCUAUAGUAGAGGAAAGCAGUGAUUUAACUCUGAUGUCUGAAUUUGUCUCAAACAGUUCGAUAUCUGCUACAAAGCAUAUCUAUUUAUGGCAUAUUCUUUAUACUGUGUUUUCUUUGAUUGGUGGAUUUGUUUUUCAAACACAAACACACUAAUCCUAUUUUUUUUCUGCAGUGUAAUUUCUAUUGACUGGCUUCUUUUGUAUGUAUCUGUCACACUACAUCUUGAUAUCUUUUAUUGUCCUUUGCUUCAGAGGACACACAAACUUAACACUUGAUGCUGCAAUACAUAGUCUUUUAUUUAAUUGCUCUCAGAACUCCAAUAAGAACUGUUGGUUAGGACUUAUAAAUUUUAGUACUUUACUAAUUCUCAUAAAUGGUCAUCUCAUUGCCAUGGAAUUGAUGUUUUUAUCUCAUAUGACAGAUGCAUACCUCUGUGUCAUUGCAGACAACACUGCCGAAUCAUCAGGUGGUUGUACUCCUUCUUAGCAACUGCUUCCUUCCUGAUGCCCAAGUCAGUCUGUGGACUCUAAAAUAGUAUUUGUUUGCAUAUGCCUCUUAUGAUGGACAUAGAGAGAGUCUCUGUAGUAGUGUGUGUGGCCUUGUAUAUUCAUAAGGCUGUGAUGAGGCCAACCCUAUACUGACCCCACUUCACAGACUUCGCUUGCUCAUGUGUUACGCUUACCACAUAUGAUGCCUGUGAUGGGGUCACAUUAAUGUCCACACUGUCUGCAUGUGCCAGUACUUCUUCAUAUGAGGCAUCCCUCAAACUAUCAUUCCUGACUGACUUAAGGUCAACUGGCCAAUCACCUUCCAGUGACAGACAGGACAACAGCAGUUAAUUUUUCAACAGCACACUGUAGACUGCUUCAAUCUCACGUUUUGUGGGUGACGGUAUAUUAUUUGGGUCCUUUAUGGGAUGAACAAGUGCCAAACAAUCCCUCCACUUUUUAUUUGCUGACUGUAAGUCUAACUCUCAAAUUCGUUUGUAUGGAUGUUCCAACUACAAGAAGAAAAUAAAAAAGAUCUUUAAAAUACUAGCAAUAACACAUGUACAUUUUUCAUAUGGACAUUGGAGUAAAAUGAUAAUUAACCAUGCCUAAAAGAAAUUUCACACACAAAUUAUAUUCAUAACAUCUGUUUGAUGCAGAUUUAAUCAUAUUUAAUAUAGUAAUGCUACUUUGGCAAUGCCUUUUUAUGGUCCUCUUCUAAGUCUUAAAUCCUGUAGUAUAUUGCCCUGUGGGUGAGGGAUACUUUUUUUUUUAUAUACCAAAUACAGGAUGGAAUAACUCUACGGUUACCAAGAGUUGGUCUGUUAUUCUGCCAUAUUAUAUAAAUGCAUUAUGCAUUGUGCCUCAUCGCAGCAUUGUCCUCUUUUCCUGGCUGCCUGUCUUCAUUUUGAAAACCUAGAAUGUCCCCCUUGGCCACCCUAAUUAUUCCCAGGUGGAACUCGUCUGUUAUAUCCAACUUAAUAACAUAUGAAUAAAAAUGCACAGAAAUGUCCAUCACACUUGUGUAGUAAAGCCCGCCGCACACAGAACAAUUUUUUGUUGGCUGAUCGGUCGUCCUGGAUGAGAUCAGCGCACACACACACGACAAGCUGUCGCAACGAAGCGCCAAGUGGUGUGGUGAAAGUGACGUAUCUCGUCCGCGAGGUGGGGUGUUGUUUCAAAAUGGCUGUAAUUUCGCUGAAAAAUAAAAAAAAAACUAAUACUAAUAGAAAAUUAUAGGGCCUUCAAACAUACUGACCGGUCAUACCGACUUCCUUUGCUAUGUCGAACCAAGCUGCUGCCUUUUUCACUCGGUUUCCAACUCGUGACCAAAAUGCCCUCUUUUUCAAUGGACCACUCACCAUUCAAAAUUUCUUCACCUGUACUUUCCUCACGGCUAUCACUGGGGGCAUCCAUAUUGAAUUCUGGCAUGGGCACGUGAUAUCAGAUGGCGCAACCAUUGGCUGAAGAUAAUGAUCAGCCCGACAAAUUGUCGUAGGAAAGCGCACACACUACGGUACGACGUUUAAAAAUCAAACAUGUUUGAUUCUCUCCCGACUAGUUGAAAAGUUGUCAUGGAGCAGCGCAGACGGGCCGAUAUUUUGUCGUAAGUGUGUCGGCCGACGAAAAAUCGUUUUGUGUGCAGCAGGCUUAAGCAAUUGCUGCUCUACACAAUAUGUCCUGUGUCAAAACCCAUAUAUUUCACUGUAGGUGAGGGAUACUUGUACCACACACAGCAUGAUGGGAUGAUUUGACUCUAUGGUCACCAUGAGUUAGCCUGUUAUACUGCCGCAUUAUAUAACUGCGGUAGGCAUUGUGCCUUAUCGCAGCAUUG